Messenger RNA from Daphnia magna, 2105 nucleotides. RefSeq lists its product as uncharacterized. Lineage: Eukaryota; Metazoa; Arthropoda; Branchiopoda; Diplostraca; Daphniidae. The record is from RefSeq and is a predicted model, not a curated record.
CGUUGUCAAUUAUAUCAAUUUUUUUUUUCAAAAAUGUAAAGGGGACGGUACAAAAUCAGCAAAUAAAGAAUUGCGGGAAUAUGAACUAACACCAAGAAACAGUUUGAAACAUCACUCUUGCAGUAUAGCAGCGUGUGUUGAUUUUGUGCGUUGAUAAUUCUGUUUAUUUUACUGUAGUGAAAAUGUUUAAUUGCCCUUCGUGUAAAAAAUGUGUUGCAGUGAAGUCCAUAAAGGAUAUUAAGAUUCAUUUAGGCCAUCAUAAGCAGUAUGGAGAACUAGACUUUCCCAUUCGUUGUUGUGAACCAUAUUGCCAAGCUACAUGCGACUACAUUUACAAUUACGGUAGGCACUUCGAAAAAUUCCAUUCCUUUAAUACAGAGGGUGGGGACGUUGUUAUGUCUGAAAGUGAAGAAAUUGAUGACCUUGGUUUGCACCAAAACGAAAUCAUAGACAAUAGACCUAAUAACCGCCCCUCAUUGAAAGACAAAAUGGUUGCAACAAGAAUGGCCUUGCAGGGAGCGGUAACAAACAUGGUGAUAGAUUUAAGAGGGAGAGGAAACGUCCCAUUCAAUGUAACAAUUGACGUAGUAGAAUAUUUCAAAGAUGUCUUUGAAAUAAUUGUAGAUAACUUUAGUGAGGCGCUGAAAACCGAGUUCGAUUCAUUUGAUCUUGAAAAUGUUAAAGCAAAAGUGAUGGAUAUUACUGAAUUUAAAGGUUUGCAAAGCGUAUUUGAUGGCUUUGCAUCUGAAUAUCGCAUUCGCAAAUUAUAUGAGAAUCAUCCUCGAUUUGUUUCACCUGAACCCAUUGUCAUCGGACAUUAUCAUGCCAUUGAACGUGUUGUAGUUGACGGCAAAUUAAAUCACGUUAUUGUAGAAAAACCUUGCAUUGCACAAUACGUUUCAAUUAAAAAAACUUUUUUGUCUUUGAUAAAGGAUCCACUUUAUUUAAAAUGUCUGCUACAAUGCUAUCAAGGACAAGAAGGUGUUUAUUCUUGCUUUCGAAGUGGUUCAAGGUUUACGGAGUUAAGCAUUAAUGAUUCAGGGCGAAUUGUUUCAUAUAUUCAAAUAUUUUACGAUGGCCUUGGAAUCACCAAUCCGCUUAAGGCAGGAGCGUCUAAACACAAUAGCGGCAUGUUUUAUUUCACAAAUCUCUCUUUACCUCCGAGCCACAAUGCUACGUUAGCUAAUAUUCAUCUACUAGCAAUGUGUCACUCAAAUGACAUAAAAAAUAAAAAUUCAUUAAAUCAGUUGUUAAGUAAAAUAGUUUCAGAGCUUAAAGAUUUAAACAAAAAUGGAAUUGAAAUUGAAAGUUCCGACGGGCAGAAAAUAACUUUAUAUGUAAAAUUAGGACAAUUUACAGCGGAUAAUUUGGGUAUGAACCAGAUUUGUGGCCUAGUAGAGAGUUUUUCUGGUGAUUAUUUUUGUAUACUCUGCUAUGUGACUCGUGAGGAAAUGCAUAGGCAUCAUAAAGAAGAUAAAUUUAUUUUACGUUGUCCAAUUCAGUAUGAGUGUGACAUUUCAAGGUUAGAGAGUUUGCCACCUGGGGGAACACACUUUCGGGGUGUUAAAUCCAAAUGCGCACUGAACGACCUUGAGUAUUUCCACAUAAUGCUAAAUUGGACAAAUGAUUGCAUGCAUUCCGCCCUUGAAGGUUUUGGUCCACUUGUUUGUGGAAAUGUAAUUCAUUCAAUUUCCCAAAUAGAAAAUAAAGUAUCAUUGGCAAAUAUAAAUGUUGAAUAUGCAAAAAUAUUUAGCUUAUUGAUUGUAGAUAAAGGUAACGCACCAUGUGAAAUAAAACAAUGUCAGCUUGGCGACGGAUUCUCACCAAAAAUGAGUGCGGCCCAAAAUCUAGCUUUGAUACGAUAUUUACCGCAUGUCUUAAGUGUGCUUAUUGAAAAUGACGAGGCUUGUUUUCCAUACAUUGAUUUGCUUUUGACAUUACAAGAAAUAUUUGAUCUUGUAUUUGCCCCAAAAUUUACAGAUUCCCUGUUAUCAUAUUUUGACUCCUUGAUUUCUGCAUUUAUUUUGAAAUUUAAAACUUGUUAUCCGCAGAUGAAUAUAAAACCAAAAAUGUAUUUUCUUAUUCACUAUCCUUCUAUCAUUUAA